UUGAUUUUGAACGAAUCAAAAUGGAUGCUGGGUGUGAAUGAACUAUGUUCUGAAAAACGAACAGCCUUUUAUUGAAAUUGUGUCGUGGGCCCGAUAUUAAUCGGGAAUCCGGCGUUGUAGAUUUGUUUUUUAUUAAUCUAGCUAGUGAGAAAUGAUAUGUGCCAUCUGAAUAGUGUUUACUGAAAAAUAUUGGCUCAAUACAGAAGUCACCGUGUCGGUAAUGUGUUUAUACGAAAGUUUUGGACUGCUUUUUAUCCCGCAGGUGGCCUUAGGAUGAGGACUUUGGCGAAAAUAUCGAAUGUGAAUCAAAAUCUGCUAGUGUUUGAUAAACCACCGUUGAUCGUCAGUUCGACAUGGCGAAAGUGUACGGACUAAAGUGCUCGAUUGCUGCAUGAGCGAUCAGACAUGAAAUGCAUAUACAGGAAGGAACAAACACAACUCUGACAACAUGUUCCAAAAUGACAGAAGAAGUAGACAGAAGACAUGGCGUAAAUGGUAACAGUGGUGGAAAGGGAAGAGAGAGUGACGAUGGUGCAGUCCAGGGAUCUGCUGUCAACGCGACGGGAGGGCGGCUCAAAUUCUUUAAAGAUGGCAAAUUUAUCCUGGAGUUGGUACGAGGAUGCGCACGUGAGGGCGAGCGUGCUGGUUGGGUAUCCGUUCCGCGUAAGACGUUCUGGCCGCCCGCCGCCGCGCCCCCCACCCCGCCCGCCGCCGCCCCGCCUUCCGCAGCUCUCUCCGUCUCCGACGACAACAGCUCCGUGCAGUCCUCGCCCUGGCAGCGUGACCACUGCUGGAAGCAGGCGACCCCGCGCCGACACCUCUCCAAAGAGCUAGCCAUGUACUACUGUCGGCCUGCCACCCUGGCCAAUACCGCUAUCGACGUCGCCAGUCGCCGUAAGAGGAGGAGACCCUACGACACCUCACACCUCGACCUCGUCAACGGCGCGCGCCGCCCGCUCACCAACGGCGUCGACAAGCGGAACGGCGAUGCCGGAUCGCCCGAGAACAAACCCAAGAGCGAAGACGCGGUCGACGGCGUCCCGAAGACUAGAACCGACGACGAUCGGUGGGCCGACUAUGACAGAGAAAAAUAUUAUCAUAUGAAACUUAAGAAACCGUAUCAGUAUCGUAAGUUAAGAGUGUACAAGAAGACGAGGCCUGCAAUUAGACGCAAAGAGCUCACCCGGACGAUCGACAAGUUGCGCGAGAAGAUCGCGGCUCUGCCGGCGCCCGUGAACGCGAAGCUGGCCAGCUGCCGGCAGGAGCACAUGAUGGUGUCGCCGCGCAAGCGGAUCCUUCGCGAGCUGGAGCGCGUCAGCCUCGAGGACCACAGCGGCAAGCGGCGCGCCAAGACUGUGCCCGCGCUCAGCACCGCGGCCUACCCGGUGUCGCCCGGGCCCAGCCAGCCAAAGCCCGCGCACAACGGCGCUGCGCCGCGUCGCGACGCGCCUGUCUCCAAGAACGUCAGCAGCUACAGCAUCCACUCGCUGCUGAGCAUGCCGGACGAUAGCCCCACGCGGCCCGAGCCUGAGCCCAAGCGCUCGCCGCUGUCGUCGCUGAAGACGGAAUCGCCGGCCAGCGUGACGUCACCGGACCUGAGCCCUAGCCCGGACAGCUACCGAUACCGGUACGCGCCGGUGCGGGAGUCUCCUCCACCGGACCUGCGGUACCGGUACGCAGCGCCGGCGCGGUGGGCGGCGCCGUACCGGGAGUACGCGUACCCGUACCCGUACCUGCCGCCGCUGUACCGGGCGCCGGGCCCGCUGUGGCUGCACUACCCAGUGUCCCCGGUCCCGCCCGGACCCUGGGCUCCGCUCGCGCAUCCGCUCCUCACCAACCACAUACCUAAAGAUGAACCUACUUCAGAUUUGCCAUUGAAUUUGUCAAAGCACUGAAGGAGUGAGUCGGCACCGAGGUCGCGGGAGACUGAACGCAAAAACAAAGAUGGCGGUCAUGUGAAGCGCCGGCCGUUGUGGCGCGAGACGCUCACAAGACUGCUACCAAAUCUUCGACAUAGUGAACAAGUAAAGACGAUUAAACACUAGGGUAUAAGAAAGCUCCAUUAUCAUGAUAUUUACACACAUAUUUAGGAUAUGAGUACCAAUCGUCCUAUUGUAUUCGAACGCCCUAACAUUCCAAUGUAAACACUAAACAAUUGGCGCGUCAAGUCCAAAAACCACAUCCCACCUAACCCAAUGUUUAUAUCGUUGUAACGCGGUUAUUUUAUAAAAUAUACUACUAUAACGAAUGUUUUGCUCUCGCAGAAAAUAUUUUUGUAUAAAAUGCGAUUUUUCGACACGAGUAUUCGUCGGUAAAUCUAUUUACAAACUAAUGUAUAUUACACCGAAAUAUUAUAUUUUAGUAUAGAUGUAUGUACCUAACGCAGAGUCUUGUGUGUAUUUUCAUACGAAAUAUUUGUACUGCGAAUUAAAUAUUUUAAUAUUGGCUAUUACGUUAGGAUAAGAAACUAAGACAAAAAACAAACAAAUCAGUUAUCACUUGUUAACGAUCAGUGCCUUGAGACGAAUAAAGAUAUUAUGAACAUAUUUAUUUAUGAUGAACUGAAAAGAUUGCUAUCUGAUUCCUGGCUUCGUCCAAAACUAUUAAAUAGCUAUAUUACGUGUCUAUAUUGCUUGUGUUAUACUGCUAGUGAUUAAAUAUAAACUGCGUUUCAAUAAACUGAAUAUAAAAGGUAGGUUCUGUUCUUUAUUCAUUUGCAAAAUUCCAUAUUAUGUUCGAUCUCAUUAUUUAAUUUAGAAAAUAAAUCGAGAUAAAGACUACAGUUUUGGGAUCAAAUUUGGAUGUGUGUUAAAGUAACAUGUAUAUUAAAAUAGGAGACAUUGUAUAUAAUUGUGAAUGGUGUAUUAUUGUGGGAGGUCGGUCGUAGAUUUUAUCAGAGCAAUUAAUUCGCUUACGAUAUAUGAGUAAGAGUUUAUUACCUUCAAAUAAUUAUUGUAAUUGUACAGUAUUUUUGUAAUGAGUAUUUUAUGAAUUAGAGACGAGAAGUGUCUUUGUGGUAGGUAUAUGGUGGAGUGGAGGCAAUGCGCAAAGUGGGCUCGAGGUCCAAGAGUCGCGACUCGCUUCGGACAGGCUUUGAGAUUAAACCUAGAGGUAAUUUACUGCAAUUUUUAGUUGAAGUAUGGGGUUAUGUAUUAUAAGGACAGUUAAAUGAUGGUAAGGGACUGAUUUCUGAUGUAAUAUUAUCAUUAAUGGAAAUGUAUAAAAUAGUAAUUGAGGCCUACUGUAUCGACCGUCUGCCAACAAAGUUGACUUUAGUGUAAAGUAGCUGUAACAGAUACUGCUCAAUUCGGAGUACAGUUAGGUAACGACAAUAAUUCAAUGUUGUGGCGUCCCCGGGAGUGAACCUAUAUUUUGUAAUCGCCAUUGGCUUGUUUUAUCUCUGUAUUUUUCUUUAUUUAAUACAUUACUUGAUAUUCUGUACUACACAUAUUAUGCUAGAAAUACACUAUCGGAUACUGCUGAUAUGGGCGCGAACCGACGUACAUUGCGUACUUGUCAGCUUUUGGAAAUGGCAAUGUAUGUUGAAUUCGUGGCGUUUAGCGUAAUUUUCGCUGAUAUUGUAUUUCUAGCUUUAAUAAUGAUACGACUGCGAUGUUUUCAAUAGUUUUCGAGAUGAGUUCGGAAGUCGUAUUAUUUUUCUACAAAUACUUAAUCCAACUUUGUGCUCUGGGAGUGUGUGUAACAGAAACCAAGUCGUGUCUGUCAAAUGCACAGAUGGAACAGGCCUUUACAUUCCAGAAGCGUAUGCAUUUCAUCUGAUACAAAUCGUUCUGAUGUGAAUUGCUUACGCUUUAUAUAUGUAAUCAACGAUGUCGUUCUUUUCAUUAAUGCAAUUUUUAUACCUAAAUCUAUACCUUUCAAAUUUAUGUAUGUAUGUAUUUUCUUCCAAUAUAUAUAUAUAUAUUUAUUAUUUUUCUUAAACUAUCAUUUGCAGUUAUGGUUCUUGUGUACUUUUUUCUUAGAAGCUAUCAUGAUGCAUUUUUGUCUUCUGCUGCUCAUGUAUGACUAAUUAAUACGCAAUAGGCGUUAUAAUUAUAAUCGGCUCCCAAAUAGGGAAUAUAUAAAAUUUGCUUCCUAAAUAGACAAGGCAGUGAAUCAAAUAAUCUGAGUAAAAAUGGUACUACGUCUUUUGCAAAUGACUGUCGCCUAGAUUGUUAUAUCGUGCAUAAUAUAUUAGUGCCAUUUGAUUUACAUAAAUAAUAUACUUUUGAUAAUUGUAUUAAUAUAAAUAAAGUGCCAAUGUCAGAAUAUCGGAUUACCUGACAUUGCACUGCUAAAACUGCAAGAUAUUUGGGUAGCUUAAAUACUGUUAUCGCUAUAUAAAGUGUAAGGCCAAAUCUAUUCCUAUUUAUAAUAAUUUAUUAUUAACGUUGCUACAUGGAGGUUCCUCCCGACAACAGCGUUGUCUUACUGUUGUUAAGAAAUAAAUAUUUUUUUACGCAACCAUUACCACAAACUUUGAGUUUAGAGAUGUGAAGAAGUAGGUGUCUUAUUCAACUUAAAACAUAUUUAUCACGCGGAAAAAUAGUUAUUAUUAUCCAUUUAUAUUAAGGUGUAGUUAUGUACUCGAAUAAAUAUAACUUUUUCAAAA
This is a messenger RNA of Plodia interpunctella (Indianmeal moth), 4612 nucleotides long. RefSeq lists its product as uncharacterized. The transcript has 3 exons. The coding region runs from base 411 to 1895 and encodes 494 amino acids. The record is from RefSeq and is a predicted model, not a curated record. NCBI's taxonomy places the organism in Eukaryota, Metazoa, Arthropoda, Insecta, Lepidoptera, Pyralidae.